GUGGGGUUCUUUUAUGGGGAAGAGGCUCACGAGUGGUCCCUCCCUCCCCUCUUGUCUGACUCCGUCUGGGAAGGAAAGCUUUUGGUGCAUCGGCGGAGACCGGGAGGCUGCCAGGACGCGAUCUGGAGUUGAGAGGUAGUUUGAUUCCGUACAUUUGUGGCCUCCCGAGGACCCACUGCGACCCACCCCGGCGUCUUCAUCCUCCUCCUCCUCCCCCCUCGUUUCGGCCGGCAGUAAUCCGCACAUCCCCGUUGCAUUGAUAGCGGUCCACGGCGCAGCGCAAGGCGAACCACCGGAGAAGAUGUCUGGCUAUCAGGGCAAGAAGAACAUCCCCCGCAUCACGAGUGACCGUCUCCUGAUCAAAGGAGCGAAGAUCGUGAACGAUGACCAGUCCUUCUGUGCUGACAUCUAUAUGGAGGAUGGAGUCAUCAAGCAAAUUGGGGAAAACCUCAUCGUGCCCGGCGGGGUAAAAACCAUCGAUGCCCACGGCCGCAUGUUGAUGCCGGGCGGCAUCGACGUGCACACGCGUUUCCAGAUGCCUGACCGAGGCAUGACGUCUGCAGAUGAUUUCUACCAGGGGACCAAGGCCGCGCUGGCUGGAGGCACCACCAUGAUCAUCGACCAUGUGGUACCUGAGCCCGGCAUCAGCCUCAUAUCAGCCUUUGAGCAGUGGCGCGAGUGGGCCGACAGCAAGUCCUGCUGCGACUACUCGCUGCACGUCGACAUCACCGAGUGGCACAAGGGCAUCCAGGAAGAGAUGGAGACACUCGUGAAGGAUCACGGUGUCAACUCUUUCCUGGUCUACCUGGCCUAUAAAGACAUUUUCCAGCUUACUGACGCUCAGGUGUACGAGGUGUUCAGUGUGAUCCGCGAUCUGGGAGCCAUCGCCCAGGUGCACGCUGAGAAUGGAGACAUUGUAGCCGAGGAGCAGCGCAGGAUCCUGGAGCAGGGGAUCACUGGGCCUGAAGGACACGUGCUGAGCCAUCCUGAGGAGGUGGAGGCAGAGGCUGUAAACCGCUCUGUGACUGUGGCCAAUCAGACCAACUGCCCCCUGUACGUCACCAAGGUGAUGAGCAAAAGCGCUGCUGAUGUCAUCGCUCAGGCUAGGAAGAAGGGCACUGUGGUCUACGGAGAGCCAAUCACUGCAAGCCUGGGAACAGAUGGUUCACACUACUGGAGCAAGAACUGGGCCAAAGCGGCCGCCUACGUCACCUCCCCUCCCCUGAGCCCCGACCAAACCACGCCAGACUAUCUCAACUCUCUGCUCUCCUGUGGUGACCUGCAGGUGACAGGAAGUGCACACUGUCCCUUCAACACCGCCCAGCGUGCCGUGGGCAAAGAUGACUUCAGCUUGAUUCCUGAAGGUGUCAACGGCACUGAGGAGAGGAUGUCCAUCAUCUGGGACAAGUGUGUGGUGACAGGAAAGAUGGAUGAGAACCAGUUUGUGGCAGUGACCAGCACCAACGCCGCCAAGAUCUUUAACCUGUACCCCCGCAAGGGUCGUAUCGCUGUGGGUUCAGAUGCUGAUCUGGUGCUGUGGGACCCAGACGUCACGAAGAUUAUCUCCGCCAAGAGCCACAACUCGACUGUGGAGUACAACAUCUUUGAAGGCACUGAGGUGCGUGGCGGGUCUCUGGUGGUGAUCAGCCAGGGCAAGAUCGUUUUGGAGGACGGGAACCUCCACACCACUGAGGGCUCGGGACGCUAUGUGGCCCGUAAACCUUUCCCUGACUAUGUCUACAAGAGGAUAAAGGCUCGCAGUAGGCUGGCUGAGCUGAGGGGUGUACCAAGAGGACUGUAUGACGGUCCAGUCUGUGAGGUGUCAGUCACCCCUAAAACCAUGACUCCUGCCUCCUCUGCCAAGACCUCACCGGCCAAGCAGCCCAACCAGCCCGUCCGCAACCUGCACCAGUCUGGAUUCAGUCUAUCUGGUGCUCAGAUUGACGACAACGUUCCUCGCCGGAACACCCAGCGCAUCGUGGCACCUCCAGGCGGCAGGGCCAAUAUCACCAGCCUGGGUUAGAGCUCAAACUUCGACCGCUGAGGAGGAAACGAAGAUCUGAGGGAGGACGGCCAACAGGAGCUGAAGGGGUCGAGAAGCCACAUCACGACACCGGGAGUCUCCCCCUUCGCAGCACCUGACCGGGCCAUCCGUCAGCCUCGAUCUUUUACUUUCUCCUUUGCCGCUUUUUCACGUACCCACUCUCCUGUUCCCCAAAACCUGAUCCUAGAGGACACAGCUAGAAACAAAAAACAAAAAAAAAGUCUGCCUCAUGAUGAAAAAAGAGAAAAAAUGAAAACACUCCUUAUUUGAGCACUUUUGAUAGCAUUAUUUCGUUUUUCGUUUUUUAUACCAUACUUUCUCUCUGCCAUGUAUCCUUUUGAUUUUUGUUGUACUGUUGUUUUAAUAGAGGGGUCAAGUGAGACUAAACUAAAUUAAUACGGUUAAGAAAAGAGGAUAAUUUUCAUGAAGGAUUUCCAUUGUAUUUCUAUUCUUUCUUUUCAUUUUGGGAGUAGUAUAAAUGGAGCAGGGUUACAAAGCCAGAAUUGUUAUUUUCUAAUUUUGGUCUUAAAUAGGCCAAACAGUAGGUUCCUUGAAAUUGAAUAGUCUUACAGUUUAUUCAGCUGACAAAAAUCUAAUACUUCCCUUAAACCAUUUGACUAUCUGGGAUUUGUGUUAUGUUGCAUUUCAAUCGCUUCGCUUUCCAGUGCAUCACCCUCGUUCAAACACUGCUACGAUCAAUACCUAAUUGAUUAUUUGCCAUUAGGAUGGCCUUAAGAUUUGAAAAAACUGAGCACCACAGCAAUCUUUUGUUAGAGUUAUAGACUCUCUCUGCUCUGGCUCUCAUCUCGUCUUUUCCCACCUGUGGCUUAGCAAAGGUACAGAAGUAAAAAAAAAAAAAACAUAUUCCAUGUUUGGCAGCUGCCUCAGAGCUUGUGAGUUGGUGGGAAAAAGUCUUACAGAGGGAUCUUUGGCAGGUAGUAAACAGAGCUUUAUGCCUCAUCUCUGAGCAUUAAGCCAUUGUUAAUGGCAGGAUUGAAGGAAAGCUUUAGGGAGGAAAGAGAAAGUUGUAUUCACUGUCACGUCAAACUCAACCUUUCCUUGCCUUAUUGCUUCUUAACGCCGUCCUUUUAGAGAACUUUUAGAAGGGCAGGGAAGGUGCCAUUCACUACGCAGCUACAUAUUUUAACAGUUUGUUUGCAUUCCUGUGAAUCCUAAAGGUCCAAAUUUUUCAAUUGACAGCUGUUGAAGCAUCUGAUAACCGUCCAUCACCAACCAGUGCAUUUACAUACAGAAUGUUUCUCCUCCUCCAAAUGUGACUGUUUUAUACUCAUCAAAAUCCCUCUUUCCUUUCUACUCUUUAUGUGCCUGAACCCACAGAAGUUGUACUGAUAGUUUGAUUUUUUUCUUGUUUUGUUAUUCUUAUUGAGGUAAGUGAAGGGUGUAAGAUAAAAAAGAUGUAAAAUAGCCAGGAUUAACCGAUUCAAAGGUGCCAGAUUUUGCGCUUUCAUAGGGCCUAUUCUGCCGGUAGAGCCCCUGUAAAGACGAAAAAUGCUCGAUAUCUUGAAAUGUUCUAAUGUUUUAGAGUUUUUAACUUGUUGUCAAACUGCUCUCUAGUGUCAUUCUGUAUCUAGGUGCCUAAGGGCUGAGCACUAUUGAUUUACGCUUGAAAGUAGACAUGAGCUAAUGUACUUCUGACUAGUGUGCAGUGUUGAUGUGUGAGGGAUGGGACACACACAGCAGUCUCCUGUACAGCACUCUUUACUGUUGUAGACUUGAUGUCGCUACGGGCUGUGCUGAGCGCUCAUAUGUUCUUGUUCCUUUUUUUUUCUUUUUUUUUUGCAUGAUCUGGCUUUCAUUAAGCCGAGCAACUGAUUUCCUGUGCUCCCUCUUAUGUCAACGAGGUCUUGGCCACCAGUCACCAUUUUUCUGCAGCCUUUUUCUUCCCCAUGACUCAACACGGAGCAACAAGCGCAGCCUGACAUGGACGCAACCAGGGGCCAGUUACAUAAAUAUAGAUUAAGAGUAGUCUAAGCUCUAGACUGGGCUGAAAUGCCUCAGUUAGAUUUACCUGAUUAGGACAUUAAUACCAACAUAUAUCAAGUGACCAAAGUUAGCCAGCUGUUCCGUUUACGACCUACGUGUUGCUAGAGCAACACAUCUGAGCAGAUUCCUGUUAGUAACUGAGAGAUAGCUUUAGCCUUAGCCAGCCACCGGACACAUCAAACAGCGUCACAAGUCUUUGUUGUUUAAAAUUCCAAAACAAAAUGGCUUGGAUGAAAACUGAUGUGCAUCUAAGUGGAAGUGUUUUGAUCCGUAUUUUUCUUUUUUUCAUCUGCCAGUUAUCUUAUUUAACCACAACCAUAGCCAGUAAUUUAAAAAAAACAAAAAGCUAAUCGAAUCUCUCAUUUAUAAUUUUUCCUCCUUUACCUUGCAUUUAUAGGUCAGUGACUUGACCUAAAAUUGUUUGUGCCCGUGUGUAAAUGGUGUGGAAAGCUAAUAAAAGGUUGGCCUUUAAACAUUAGAUUUUUAAGACCUUAAAGACUCAGAGUUUAACACAUCAGGAGAGUCAGAGGACCUCAAAGUCCUCGGGAGCUACGGCCUUGCCCACAACACAUUUUGCACUUGGCUACAUGCUGUAAAUCAGUCUUAGCUUUCAGUGUCAAAGCAAGUCGGACUUAAAAUGACAUUCAAGUCUGUCUUUAUGCAGCUGGUCCCUGACUCACACUCAUACAUACAUAUGUACGAUCUUGCACUAUCUCUGAGUUUGUGCUGUCAACCCCGGCUAUCCAAGCUUCCUCCCCUCUGAUCCAACUGGAAGCCUAUAGAAGGCAACGUCUGUCAGCAUUACGAAUGGUAUAUGUAUUUAAAGAAUCCAAAGGGGGGGAUGUAACAAAUGCUUGUCUCCGAAGCAUUCAACGAUGUGGCAAGAUAGGGAUGGGAAAAGGAAACUCGAUCUCCACAGCAACUUAGACAUCAAACAACAAGGUUUCUGUAAGUCAGGAGUCGGGAAUUUUACCCUGUCUGGCUAGACUUACUCACUACGACUGCACUAUUACUUUAGGCGGGAGUGUAGAUGGUUGAGGUGGGCUGAAGUCCUCAAACACUAAUUUGGCAGCAAGCAUUGCUCAAGUGAGAGUAAAAGCACGCUCCUUGUAUUUUUGUAUUUUCCUGGUCACUCCUUCUUUUCAGUUUGUUUUCAUCUCCCUUUCACUCUCCCUUUUCUUUCUCUCCCUCCCUCCCUGGCUCUUUACUUGUUUCUGGCUGUUGCCGUGGUGACAGACCCCUCCACUCACUCGGGGUUCUGCUUUUUGUUUGUCAUGGCAACAUUUGUCAGAUUGGAGGUUGCCAUUAGCAACCCGUCCUGACUGUGUGCUAUUAGUACAGCUUUGCGCACACACACGCACACACACACACACACACACAAACACACACACACUCACAUUUUUCUAAUUAGUCUGUGACAGUGCUUCACCAUUUCUACAUAAUCCAGCGCUGAGUUGCGUGGAAUCCAAAAUCCUCUACUGCUUAGAAAGAAUCUAUUAGAGUUGAAAGCACUCUGCAGACUAUGGUAGUCACACACACACACACACACACACACACACACACACACACUCACUCACACAUUCACACCCGCACUAAACGGAAAACAGCCGUGGAUUGACUUGGAUUUCAAAAACCAGCUGUCAGUGCUGUUGUCCCAUGCCUCAGUUCACACACACGUAUAGACACAAACUGAAACACACACUUAUACUCCUAUACUGCUCUGUCAGCUUGGAUGCUUUUUCUAUGCCAUAUUAUGCUAAUGAUAUACGAGUGAUAUGUAUGUACACUACGUGCUGCAGACUGAGAGGAGCUUCUUUCCAUUCUGAGGUCGUUGAUGCUGUUGAACACCUUCUUGCCCCCUGAACCCAUUCGUCCCCCUCUGUAAGCAUUUCCCCUUUGUGAAAGUGAAACUGUGUGAUGGUAUUCGUCUUGGUGGCUGUGGGGUUUCUGGGAUGCUUGCUCACUAUGGAAAAAGUGUCAAAUCCCAUGGAUGGUGAUGUAAAAAAAAAA
Molecule: messenger RNA, 6058 nt
Organism: Xiphias gladius (swordfish)
Lineage: Eukaryota; Metazoa; Chordata; Actinopteri; Istiophoriformes; Xiphiidae
Gene: dpysl2b
Product: dihydropyrimidinase like 2b
Exons: 14
Coding region: 302-2023 (573 amino acids)
Cellular component (GO): cytosol; cytoplasm
Molecular function (GO): hydrolase activity, acting on carbon-nitrogen (but not peptide) bonds, in cyclic amides
Source: RefSeq, a predicted model, not a curated record